Molecule: messenger RNA, 1716 nt
Organism: Diaporthe batatas
Lineage: Eukaryota; Fungi; Ascomycota; Sordariomycetes; Diaporthales; Diaporthaceae
Exons: 5
Coding region: 401-1546 (381 amino acids)
Source: RefSeq, a predicted model, not a curated record
GAAAUCACAAUCAACUUGGUACCCAACCGAGCUGCCCUGGCUGCCUUGGCCUGGCGGAACCCUGGCUCCGAGUCAUGUCUCGCAAGGUGUUUUGUUCCGAGACUGACGCCUCCGGGAUGAGCUGACGAUACUUGUGGGUACUAGCCACGGCUCCGGGCGCGCUGAAGCAAGACACAAAACUUCUAUGAAAUCCACGGGGGGCGCAGGCCGGUAUGUCACUUGGCCCCCCGUACCGUUGGUGGCUCCUGGAUAAGUCAUCUCCAGGCCCCAUGUCUCCUACAUAGAGUCCCCACGAGCCUGCAUUUCCCAGUCCCGUGAAGUCCAGUCCAGCACAGCCCAGCUCGAUCGAUGUUCGUCCUUUAGCCGCUUGCGACAUAUCUGCAUCCGUCCGUUGGCCACAAUGCUUUCAACACGUGCAAGUUUCAAGGACGAUGUGGUGCUGGUAGAUCCCACGAAGGAGGUCAACGCGGGGCUAUGGACUCUCUUCGCAGCGACAACCCUCUUCCUGGCUGCCCGCCUGUGGUGCAAGAUCACUCGGAGACACGGCCUGUGGUGGGAUGACCAUAUACUCAUCUUCUCCUGGCUGAUAGUAAUCUUCAACGACGUCCUGAUCACCGUCGAGUUCGCGACCGGAUAUGUCACCAAGGGGGAGUGGGACGACCGCAUGCACAUCCUCAUCAACAUAUCAUCGUGUGGGACUCUCGUUGGUCAAGCCAUAUCCAAGACAGCAUUCGCCGUCUCUCUGCUUCGCAUGACCGAACGAUGGCAACAAUACUGCCUGUGGUUCAUCAUCGUCACGAUGAACUCAUACAUGUUCAUCAAGGUCAUCUUUCAGUGGGCUAGGCAGUGCAAUGACACCGACUACGAUGUGUGGUACCGACCGCACUACUGCGUCGACUCUAAAUUCCUUGACAAAUUCAAGGAGGGUGGAAACAUCUAUAAUAUUCUGAUGGAUUUUGUACUUGCACUCUUUCCGUGGGCCAUUACUCGAAAGCUGCGCAUGCGGAAAUAUGAGAAAGUUGGUCUUGCUCUGACGAUGAGCCUAGGAAUGCUUGUUGCCAUCAUGUCUGCCGUUCGGACGUGGUGGGUGGGACGAGACGUCUACGGAGACAAGGACGCGUUCUACUUCUGGCGAAGAGGCACGUCCAUGAUAUGGUUCUCGGCUGAGAUUACCGGAACUAUCAUUGUGCAAUGCAUUCCUGUCUUGCGGCCAUUCCUACAGGAAGUUCACGCUGCGAUAUCUUCCAAGACAUUCACAUUCGCCCGCUCGUCACAAAACGCGAAGACGACCCUAUCACAAAACAAAUUUGACCCUAGCGCCGGGACAUACUCAGUGACAGUAACGACCGUCACCGCGGAGAAGUCUGCUGCACAAAAGGGCGAGAGCUACGUACCUCGUGGCCAGGUCUCCCAGGAAUUCGAUUUUGAACUGCAGCCUUCAACACGAGGCCCUCCCGUAUCACGAGACACGUCGGAUGAGUUCGAACUACCCAUCCAGGACACGAAUUCGAGUAAAAAUUGGAGCCCUGUGAAUACCCGAAAGUGAGGGGUAUUAAUCAUGGAGUCAACGUCGCGACAGACGUUGCGCGCCCAGAGCCAGCACCCCCAAGGUCGGGAGUUGCUCUUAUCGAAGGGCUUUAAUCCCUUGGAAUUAUACAUGUAUAUUACUCAGCGUGUACUAGCGUGUAUUUCAUAAUGUGAUGAUUUAUUACUCCA